UCAACCUGAAGGACUGCAUCGGUUGCCGGGCGUACCGGGAGGAUGACAACACAGACCCGGCUGCGUACUUAACCGCGUACUUCUACCCGCUUAAACGGCGCUGGAUGAGCUCCGGGGUGUCGCGGCAGAGGGCGGAGCAGUGCUUCCGGCUCUCCUCGCUCCAGGACCCGCGCGCUAACCUGGAUGAGGCGGAGAAGUGGGCUCGCGCUGUCCAGGAGCGUGCUGCACGGCAACAAUAUCUAAGAGACGGUAUGUUGAUGAGCGAGUUGUCUCGUCCAAGCCGGAUGAUGCUGCUGGUGAACCCACAGAGCGGGAAAGGACAGGCGCUCACUCUCUACAACAACCACAUCCAACGAAUGCUCAACGAGGCGGGAGUCACACACACGCUGGUCAUCACUGAACGACAGAACCACGCCCGAGAGCUGGUGAAGGAGGCUGACCUUUCGCAGUGGGGCGCUUUAGUCAUCAUGUCCGGGGAUGGACUUCUUUUUGAGGUGAUAAAUGGUCUGCUGGAGAGACCAGACUGGGAGGAGGCCAUCCGCACCCCGCUGGGUAUCCUUCCUAGUGGAUCAGGCAACGCCUUGGCUGCAUCCAUACAUCACUAUUCUGGAUCAUCGCCAGUGUCCAGCGAGGAGCUUCUGGUCAGCUGUGGCUUCCUGCUCUGUCAAGGACUCGUGGCCCGCAUGGACCUGGUCUCUAUCCACCUCUCCACCGGCCCUCGUCUUUUCUCCUUCCUCUCACUAGCCUGGGGCUUUGUGGCAGACGUCGACAUCGAGAGCGAGAAGUACCGUCAUGUUGGAGCCGCACGGUUCACCGUCGGCACGCUGGUGAGGCUGGCUUCUCUCCGCGUCUACAAGGGCAAGCUGGCUUACCUGCCCGCCACCGAGGACUACAGCAAGGAGAGCACGCCUUCUCGAAGCGACACCAAAGCCCUCGCUGGCCCGCCUGACUCCCUGCUGCUGCCUCUGGACCAGCAGCUGCCCAGCGAUUGGGUGGUGGUGCAGGAGGAAGACUUUGUCCUCAUGCUGGCCAUGUACCAGUCCCACCUGGCGGAGGACCUGCUGGCAGCACCAGACGCCACCUCAGACGAUGGCGUCAUCCAUCUGUUCUACGUCAGAGCGGGGAUAUCCCGUGCCGCGCUGCUGAAGCUGUUCCUAGCGAUGGAGAAGGGUGCACAUCUGGCUACUAACUGUCAACAUUUAGUGCACGCUAAAGUGCGGGCGCUGAGGCUGCAGCCAUAUUCACCCAAAGGGAUAAUAACAGUGGAUGGAGAGGUGGUGGAAUAUGGGCCGCUGCAGGCCGAGGUACACAGAGGCCUGGCGAGAUUAAUCACUGGAUGAACAAACAACUCUGCUUUUAAAGGCCCAAUUAACAUAUUUAAGCAUUUUAAAUCAGAAAUGUCCAGGUACAGGAGCAAAGCAAUGGAUGUACGACUCAUUCACUGUUAUCUGCAACAUUAGCCGGUACACACAAAACCCUGGUUUCAGCAGGAAAUUAUGCGAUAUUACGACAAACCAGUGUCAUGUAUGAAGUCUAAAAGUGUUCAGUAAUAAAUUAACGGGUAAAAAGUUAAUGGAAUUAAUAAUCAUAUAAAUAAAUACAGACAAAUGUUAUUGACGUUAUUGUGAAAAGACACUGUAAAAUUUCACAAUAACGCACUGUUUACCAUUCCAUUCCCUCUAUUUAUUUAAUACUGAACACUUCUUAACACUACAGCCACGGUUGAGCUUACUGUAGAUAUGUCUACAUCGAUUAACACAGAGACACAAGUUUCAUCAUCUCAUGAUGACGUGUGUGUUCAGGUUUGAUGGAAAGUAAAUCCAUCUUUGGCUUCCAGUAUCUCAUCCGGUCUCAUUUCUUCUCUGUGCUGAAGCGGACAUAUCCACCUGAAUUACAGCAUCUUCUGCAACAGCACAGGGUUCGAUUCGAUUUAUGCCUUUAUGGCUC
Centropristis striata (black sea bass) is the source of this 1947-nucleotide messenger RNA. Its product is annotated as sphingosine kinase 2-like. The transcript has 6 exons. Gene Ontology annotation, biological process: negative regulation of apoptotic process; cellular response to growth factor stimulus; sphingosine biosynthetic process. Gene Ontology annotation, cellular component: intracellular membrane-bounded organelle; cytoplasm; membrane. Bases 105 to 1340 code for a protein of 411 amino acids. The record is from RefSeq and is a predicted model, not a curated record. NCBI's taxonomy places the organism in Eukaryota, Metazoa, Chordata, Actinopteri, Perciformes, Serranidae.